AGUCAGGACUCUCUGAGCAAGAUGGCGCUGUGUCUUUCAGCACUGAACAGCUCCCAUCAGGCUUAUUAACAAACACUUCAAUUAGGCUAAACACAUUCGAAGGAAACGAAUGGCAGAAUUAGUCUCGGUCUUUCUUCUCCGGUCGGACACAUAAAGGAAUGCUCCUCAGGGCGCGCGCGCGCGUCGUUUGCUGCAGAGAAGCAGAAGAAGCAACCGCAGAGACCCUCUCCUUGAAAAUGACCAGAGAAGAUUCAAAUGAACACGGCAAUGGCUUGCGGUGAAACACAUCCACAAUAGACCGCAUAACCGGUGGAUUUGUCCGGCUGUUCCCCUAUUCUAGCUCUUUAACAUGGAGGAGCGAGGGAAUGACCUGUUUGACCAGACAAUAAACUCUUUAUUUUAACAACAGAGACAUCGUUGCUGGACUUCACGUUAUCUUCAGCAUGUUAGGCACUGUAACACUGCUGGUCAUGUCUGCGUCGUUUUUCAACCCUAGUUUUGCGCUGAGCUCUCAUUUCGACUCAGAUGGCGCUCCACUGAGUGAGCUGUCCUGGUCGUCCUCUCUGGCUGUGGUGGCUGUGUCUUUCUCUGGACUCUUUACCUUCAUCUUCCUCAUGCUGGCUUGCCUCUGCUGUAAACGAGGUGACAUUGGCUUUAAGGAGUUUGAGAAUGCAGAGGGAGAGGAGUACCCAGCGGACAUGUCCACGCCGGCAUCGCCUGCAUCUCACACCGGUCCCGAUGUCUACAUCCUGCCUCUCACCGAGGUCUCGCUGCCAGUCGCCAAGCAACCUGGCCGAUCAGUCCAGCUCCUGAGAUCCACAGAUCUUGGCCGCCAUAGUUUGCUUUAUAUAAAGGAGAUUGGACAUGGCUGGUUUGGCAAGGUAUUGUUGGGGGAGGUUCACUCUGGUCUCAGCAGUACCCAGGCGGUGGUGAAGGAACUAAAGGCCAGUGCCAGUGUCCAGGACCAGAUGCAUUUCCUGGAAGAGGCUCGGCCAUACCGGUCUCUCCAGCAUCCGGCUUUAGUUCAAUGCCUCGCUCAGUGCACAGAGGUCACACCCUACUUAGUGGUCAUGGAGUUCUGCCCACUGGGUGAUGUUAAAGGUUACCUGCGCAGCUGCCGGGCAGCAGAUUCCUUGACCCCUGACCCCUUACUGCUUCAGAGAAUGGCGUGUGAGAUCACUUCAGGCCUGCUUCACCUUCACAAAAACAACUUCACCCAUAGUGAUCUGGCUUUAAGAAAUUGCCUGCUAACAUCAGACAUAAAUGUCAAGAUUGGAGACUAUGGACUAUCGCAAAACAAGUACAAGGACGACUACUUUGUGACAUCAGACCAGACCUGGAUUCCUUUACGUUGGAUUGCCCCUGAACUGGUGGAUGAGGUUCAUGGUAACUUGCUAGUGGUGGACCAAACCAAGGAAAGCAACAUCUGGUCACUUGGUGUAACCAUCUGGGAGCUGUUUGAGUUGGGGAAUCAGCCGUACCGCCAUUAUUCAGACCGACAGGUUCUCAGCUAUGCUGUGAAGGACCAACAAUUGAAGCUGCCCAAGCCACUUCUUAAGUACCCUCUUGCUGACCGCUGGUAUGAAGUAAUGCAGUUCUGUUGGCUUCAGCCUGACCAGAGGCCCAAUGCAGAAGAAGUUCAUCUGCUGCUUAGUUAUCUAUGUGCCAAAGGAGCCAGUGAGGCAGAGGAAGACUUUGAGAGACGCUGGAACUCCAUGAGACCAAACACAAGUCAUGUCAAUCUCCAUGGAGCUGGUGCACUUGCAAUCAACAUGCCCCUCUCAUCCACCACUUCAUCAUUCCCCCUACUGGAGCAGUUCCCCACUGGAGACGGCUACAAUUCAGAAUCUGGAGAUGACAUCCUAACAGUAACUGAAACCAGCCAUGGCCUCAACUUUGAGUACAAGUGGGAGCAGGCACAGGCUGAACAGCACUACCAUUCCUCAUCCACCACAGGCACUUUGGGUCAAAGCAAUCCACAUUGUCAGGAGGUAUACUACCCUCCAGGUGGAAUAGUGGGAGGCUGUUCUUUUGAAGAACUCGCCUUAGGGGUUUCUCCUUCAUAUUAUGAGCCCAAACAACUUCAUAACCCUGUUGUGGUACCAGUCCUGAGUGCCCAUAGUCCAUCAGUGAGUAAUGAAUACUAUAUCCGCAUUGAGGAACCAAUACAAAGCAAUAUUGAUAUGAACUUCACCAUGUGUGCUUACAGUCCAGAGUUCGGGGGCAGCAGUGGAAGCUUUCUAACAGGUAGUGGAGACUCUGGGGAGUGUUUAAUCUGUCCCCCUGAAGCUAAACCAGACAUUUAUUGGUCAGCAGAUGUCCAUAAAAGCAGUGCCUAUGAUUCUGAUACCAGUCCUGCCAUGUCUUUAACUAUGGAGCCUCUUUUGGGACAUGGUAGCCCCCUUAGGGCAUGGGAGUCUGGUCACUAUGUCUCAUACAAAGACAGGGAUGGAGGUUACUACUAUGAACCAUCACCUCCUAAGGUCAUGGAGCACUAUCUGAUACGAGAUCCAGCACAGCCUCCACACGAGAGCUGGGGGUCUCGAAGCCUGAGGCAGGCACUUGGGGAACUGGAGGACCCUUUAGGCAACUCACCAUCACUUGGAAGUCCUCCACAAGGCUAUGCUGAUCCUUACUUGGAGAACAUCCAAGGCUCCAUUAUAGGAAAGAAUGUUACAGGAGGAUACUAUGAUAUGAUGGGCUCCUUGAGGAAAACUAUGCCAGGUAGCCACUCAGUUUGUAUUGAUAUGGCGUCAGGUGGUGCUAUAUUUGUAGGACGAGAUGACAGCGACUCUGAUGAAGAGGAAGACAUUUUUGUGGAGAGACGAGGAAGAAGCUGGUCCACCGGCAAUCCAGCAAAUACAAACACAAUGACUUCGCAUCAGAGGAAGGGGUCUGGUCACCAGGAUUCGUAUGCAGACUUCCACUACACUAUGCCAAUGACAGACAUUGAGGAUACGUGGCCAGAAGAGCAGAACCUGCCGUACCAUAUGGCUAAACCUGUUGACUACUUAGAGACAACGGUAAAAAGCAACACUUGCUUGGUGCAUGGAAGACACAUAACUUCAAACCCUUCACCCGAGUGCAACUCGUAUAUCCAUAUGUGCCAUGAACCCAGAGAGGCUGAAGUGUAUCCUGUACCAUGUUGUCAAGCUUUGAGCAGUUCACAUUUUGUAGACCCUCUAACGGGAACACUUGUGAGGAACUGCUUCAUGAUCGACUGUAUUCCAGGGAAAGCCAUGACAUUGCCCCCAAAAAACCAACAUCUAGGCCAAGCACCUUUAUCUGCUGGACAUAUGGUCUCCAAAAUAGAGUCAUCAAGGGAAGGAGCCAAAGAGUUUGACGUUUCGGAGCAAUAUGUGCAUAUUGCGGCAGGGGAAACCAACUUAAAACAAGAAAAAGCUUUGCAUCAAGAUGCUUCUCCAGCAGAUCCUAAAACUGAAAUUACCUCCAUCCCUUCACAGUUGAACAAAUCAUCCCUAUCAGAGUUACCCAAAUCAGAGCCAGAGUCAGAGUUGAGUAAGACAGCGGACAGCGGUGUGGGCCGUGGAUGCUCUAGUAUCAGCCUGGUAGAGAUUGAUGACUGCAGCGAUGAUGACAUCACUGAUGUAACCUCAGAGAUUUUUUGUGAAUUCACAGUAGAAGCAGAAAAUGCUGACUACGCUAAUCCGACAUUCAAGUCAUUACAAAAGCAGGUUGGUACGCCUGAUUCCAUGGACUCCAUUGACAUACCAUCUACGGCAUGUUCUAGUGAGACACUCAGCCCUGCCUCCAUCCACCCAUCAAGCUCUCCCAAGACAGUGGACAGUGGUUAUGACACCGAAAACAAUGAAUCUCCAGAGUUUGUCCUAAAGGAACCCCAUGAGCUACAAGAUUCCAAGGCUUGUAUCCAACCAUUGGGAAAGGUAACAUCUGCGACUAUCUUUGUCAGCGAAGAAGAAGAGAUUGAAAGGGCAGAGGAUGAGAAGCUAGAGGACAAUCUUGAUACUGUAAUGGCCUUUACAACAUCUGAGAGCAAUGAUGGAGAGCUAAAAGCACUGAGUGAUAAAACUCCAUACAGAGAUUCGGCCUAUUUCUCUGACUAUGAUGGUGGGAAAGAUAAAGAAAGCGAAGAGGACAUCAAUGAACUUGAUGAUCAGAAAGAUGGACUGGAGGAAAUUAUAGAUAAAGAGGAGCUACUUCCUCCACAGAAGGAGACAGAGGGAGAGGAAUAUUGUAUGCCAUCUACAAGGGGCCAUGAAAAUACUCCAGAAAAGGCUGAUGAUUCCACCUCAAACAAUCCAUCUAAGACAGAUGAAGGUGUGUCUGCUUGCGACACAAUCUGUAGUGUGUCUCUCUCACCCCCUGAUAAUGAAGUGUCUGCCAUAAAAGAUCAUUUUGAUGAUGAUGAUGAUGAAAAUCUUGGUAUAGAUUCAGAUCUUUCUACAGAACCAAAAUCGGAAGUAUCUGAUUCAAAUACUUUUCUUGGUCCUGAUGUAAAGCAAGAGGACUCCUUCACACAAGUUGGCAUUGAAGAUAGUCUGACUCUUGACCAAGUAACUUCUGAGGGCAAUGCUGUAAACACCAAAAUUGAGUCCAUUUCAGAGGUCCUCAUCGAUGAGAAUGAAGCGGCCAUAUUCAAAGAUGUGGGCUGUACUAUUUUUUCUGAAGAGGAAUUAGCGUCUCAGAAGGAAACAGCAGAAAGGCACAGUUUCUCUACACAUGAGGGGCUGGAAUCCAGGAGGAAGGACUGUGAAGAAGGAGGACGUAAAAGAAGCUCCAUACGUUCUGGCUCUCCUCCUCCUCCAUUAGAAGGACGGGUAUCUCCCACAGAUGGAGAGGAGGCAGAUGAGGAAGAUGGGGACUCUGAAGACAGCGAUGAAUCCGAUGAGGAGCUGCGCACAUACAGCAUCCACGAGCAGAGCGAAGAAAGCGAGGAUGAGAUCUUGACCGUUCCUAUUAUUGUGAGCGAUUACAGUGAUGCACACAAACUCAGAAGCCUACUUAAGAGGCCAGUGGUGCUCAGUGAUUCACUGUCUGAUGAAAUUGAAAGCAAAAAGAAGGUGGUGUCAUUCUUCGAUGAUGUCACUGUCUUUCUAUUUGACCAGGAAAGUCCAACCAGAGAGUUGGUAGAUCACAAAUUUCCCUUGGGUGGAGAGACAAGCAAAUCGAGCGCAAAGUGUAAAGUGCAAAACCAACAGGAAAAAGUCAAUGCCUCCGAUGACUCUUCUGAUGGAAACAUAUCAGAAGAGAGUGCAGGGUUUGAAUGGGAAGAUGAUUUCCCAUUGUUGCCCCUUCCCACAUCUUCCGAGGGGUCUCCUCCGGACAUCACUGCAAAGCCGAGCCCACCGACCGGCAUCACUAAACCUGUUGCACAAGUCUCUCGUUUUACCAUUUCUCCAUCCAAUGUGUCACGUUUCUCCAUUACACAUGUCUCUGAUUCAGAUAUUGAUUCUGCAUGAGGUAGCAGUGAAGACGGUGAAAUAGAGUGAAUCAUCAUACUAAUACCAACAGUGAGCUGCACUGACAGACCCCUCAGUGAGAAGAAGGUUUGGAUCUCUUUGGAAACCGUUUUUGGAUUUCCUCAAAGACAGUGCCACUUAAUGUCAGCAAACACUUCAGAGCAGCCCUUUUAAAAAGGGCCCAGAAGAAAAAAACACGUGGAAAUGACUAAACAUAUUAACAAACACAAACUAAAAUUUAGCAUAUUAUAGAUGAAAGAGAAUUUGGAUGGAUCUGCUUUGUUCAAAUGGACCUACUGAAAACUGACUGUGACUGUUUACAACAUCAUAUACUGGAUUUUUGGAAAGUGUUGGAAAAGACGCUAAAGGUAUCAUCACUGCAUCAAAAAUCGAAAGAGACCAUCUUAGCGAAAUGUAACAAAACUAAACCAUACUGAUUUUUACUGUGAAAUACCAAUGCAGUGUUGUUUGUAAAGGAGGAGUUUAAAAAGGAGAGGGUAUUUAAGUGUUUUCAUGACUAAAAUGAAGUUCACGACUGCCUUGUGUAUGUCACCUGCCUGAGAGUAGCAUUGUGUUAUGGUGACAUGGCAUUCUGAAACCAUUUUAUUAAUAACCACACUUUAUUAUCAAAUCUCUUUCUUCAUAAUUUGCUUAGUGUUUUAGAUCAUGUUUGUUAUUUAUUUACUUAUUACUCAGUUCUUCAAAUCAAAUUAAUUCCCAGAAAGCAAUUUUGCCUUCUAAUAGCCAUCCUAACACAGACCUGACGUCUAGGUUAAAACAAGGCAAAAGUGAAAAUUGAAUAGACGUCUAACAAUAGCUGAAGAGAGUACAGGCAUAGAACAUGUCAAAGAAACCAAACACAUUAUAAUCACUGUUGACUUUGCUUACAUGAUGUAAUAUCAUACAUCUCCCAAGUUAUUUUAGCCAAAACAACAUGUAACCAAAUUCUGUUCAUAGCAGAAAUCAUGUUCCAAUGAGUUUGACUUUGAAUAUCUGCAGCUAAAUCCAUGAAAUUAUAUAUAUAAAGUGAAACGAUUUACCUUUUUAAAGUAUUGAAGUUUUAAGAGUAGGCAAGUAGAAAAUCUUCAUAAUACUCAAAAAUAAAUAUUAAACAAUAUAUAAUUGACAACAUAUUAUGUAAUGGGGGAUUUCAAUGAUCUGACAUGUAUUUAAUGAUGUAUUUAGAGGGUGAAGAGGGCCUCUUAAUCUAAAUCAUUAUCAUUAGCCAUUUGAAUCAUAUUAUUAAAAAAAACAAAAACAAAGGUGAUUACAAAUGACCAGAAAGUGUUGCACUUUACCUGUAUUCACCCUGUUAAAAUGAUGCUGUACAUGCCUGCUAUCUUUUGAGGAUUGAAGCCGGGUUGUAUUAUGAUCAGGGUGUUAAUAAUAUACAUAAAGAGUGUUAUUUAUUAGCCAACACAUGUUUUAUAUUUCCUUGAACUUUGAAAAACAGAUAAAUGCUUUUUAGCAUUGCAAGCUGCAACGCUUAACAGAACGUCAUGCUGAACUUGAUGUUGGACUUUAUAAAUUGACCAAAAGGAACAAUUUCAACUGCUGAACAAAAUGGACAUGACCUUGUGACUUUUUUCACAUAUGGUUGGGAAACAACACGUCGGACGUGAUCAAGGAGGACGAGUCUGCAGAUGUGACUGAGAACAGUGUACAGUGCGGAGGGAUUCGAUGUUACCUGCACACUUCUGUGCGUUAAAUCUCCAUACGCUACUUUCGAUAUGUUCUGUUUGUUUGCCCGUGAAGGCGUUUAUUCUAUGUAACCGUCUAGCUUAGAUUGAACUAGACAACAGUCUGUACUAUUUUUGUAUUUGAUUCAACAAUUUUAAACUACUGAAAGAUCAAAUGGGAACUUAGGAGGUAAAGGAAAAGUAUGUGUUUUCUGCCAAAGAAAUGUUUCACGUGAUUUGGCACACGCCGGAUUGGUGUCCCUGUUAUUCUGAUCCAGAGCGGCAGAUUCACUGAUUUUUUUUCCCUGGGAAAUUUCCCUGUACGAUGGUUUUGAAUUGCAGUAUAAUGUUAAGCGAGAGUGGGUGUAAGUCUGUUUCUCAAAUUUGUCAAACUUAGUGAGAAAAAUAAAACUAUUCUAUUUGACGGUA
Pimephales promelas (fathead minnow) is the source of this 7549-nucleotide messenger RNA. It is a transcript of the gene lmtkb, whose product is annotated as lemur tail kinase 1 b. The record is from RefSeq and is a predicted model, not a curated record. NCBI's taxonomy places the organism in Eukaryota, Metazoa, Chordata, Actinopteri, Cypriniformes, Leuciscidae. Gene Ontology annotation, biological process: peptidyl-tyrosine autophosphorylation; brain development. Gene Ontology annotation, molecular function: protein tyrosine kinase activity; ATP binding.